This is a messenger RNA of Opisthorchis viverrini, 420 nucleotides long. RefSeq lists its product as hypothetical. The record is from RefSeq and is a predicted model, not a curated record. The coding region runs from base 1 to 420 and encodes 139 amino acids. Lineage: Eukaryota; Metazoa; Platyhelminthes; Trematoda; Opisthorchiida; Opisthorchiidae. The transcript has 3 exons.
AUGAAGUCUAUUCAAACGGCUCUGGCGGACCAGCUGGUAGCCUCGAGUAAGGAGGCACUUACAAGACUGAAUGGUACUGUGUUCAACUCGUUGUCAAACACGAGUCAAGCGAAGGAUAAUAAGAGUGAUACAUCUUUCCAAGAUGGAAUUUUUGAGCCUACCGAACAGUUUGGCUUUUUGAAACCUAAUCGAUGUGGCACAGUAAAACUGGUCCCCAGCUUACCCCCGAACGAGUACGAGAUGACGAGUUCGCCUCCAGAACGACAGCAAUAUUUAGCUGCCACCAACAACAUGUGCUCAUCUAUACCAAAUCCAAGAAACGGCAUUUUCCCUGCUUGCUCCGUUGCUCCUAGUCCUGAGUUGUUCUUCAAUUUGCUCCUAACCAGAAAUUCCAAUCAGCUGUCUUUUAUUGCGAUGUGA